Molecule: messenger RNA, 450 nt
Organism: Priceomyces carsonii
Lineage: Eukaryota; Fungi; Ascomycota; Pichiomycetes; Serinales; Debaryomycetaceae
Exons: 1
Coding region: 1-450 (149 amino acids)
Source: RefSeq, a predicted model, not a curated record
AUGAAAUUGUUGAAUAGUAUUAUAUUUUUAUCCGGCUUUCUACUUAAGAGCGGAUUAGCAGACCAGGGACCUGAAGUUGCAAGGAUUAUCUUUUAUGAAGGUGACGAUUGUUUAGGAGAUCAAGCUGGUACAAUUUGGACAAUGUAUGAAAAAGGUGACAAUCUUUGUACUUAUAAAGGAAACACUAAUAGCGUUUACUUGGAAUUUACUGGGACUCUGGAUUAUCAGGUUGGACUUCAAUUAUCGGAAGACCGUAAAUGCGACGAUGUUAUCGUGGAUGUUGCGACGAAUAUCAGUGAAAGUGGCUGCUUCAAUUUGACAACCGGAGGUAGUUUGGAUCCACAAGGGAUUUUUGGUUAUCAGAUUCCACCGGAAUCACUGGCAGCUACCGCAUAUAAAAAUGCGAAAAAGCAGGGGAAUAUAGAUUUUGUGACUGUGCUGUAUGCAUAA